GGAGGGAGGGAGGCCUACAACUCCCAGGACGCCCUCCUCCCCAGACGGGUCUCCACAGGACGCCUCCCGGGCCGGAAGGUCUGCUCCAGUGGUUUCCCUCCCUCCGUCUGCCUGCCUGUCUGUCUGUCUGUCCCGUUGUGUUUCUUGACCCCUUGGAGUGAGUGAGUGCCUCUGGUGUGGUUGUGAGAAGGCCCUCCCUUGUGCACGUGGUGGGGCUCAGGCCGCAUUGGAGUCCGUGGCCGGUGGUUUGCUCUCCUCCACAUUCGCAUGUCGUGGACUCCACUAUGAGGCCCCAUUUCUGAAGGUUGGCUCUGCGUCUCGUGGUGCCAGAGCGCAGCCUGUUCAGCGCCUUCUGAGUCUCUCCGUCUUGUGUGUGCCCAGGGGGAGUCUCCCAUUCGGUAUCAGCCAUGGCUUGAGGUUCCGGGUUUUAGCCUGCCACUUUUGGACUCUUGCUUGCUGAGGUGUUCCUACAAGUAUCUCUGUAGAUCUUAGGAAGCUGUUUCUUCAUUUAAGGCCUUGGCGUACUGACUGAUAUCUGAACAGAGGAUGGGCCAGAGAUGUCACUGCCUUGGUCCUUUCAUUAUGGGCUGCUACUUCCCAGCAGAUGUCAGGUGGGGCAAUACCGGAUGAACAGUAUAUUUUCUCCAGCGAUGUGAGGCGUAGACACCCUGUGAUCAUGCGGCAUGUUUAUUAAGAGCCACAUCCCCUCUGUUAACGUGGUGAGAUGCAUUCCACGCUGGGCAUGCGUACUCAGCCGCAGCCAAGCGCAAGGGCCGAGGUCUUCACUGUGCCUGGUUGUGAUCCCCAGGGUGUGCCAGUCCUCUUUCGUAGGAUGUUAUUUGUUGCUUGAUAGCCAAGCAGUGCUUCUUGUGGGUCAGAGCGCGGUCCAGGUGACUCCCAGAUAUGUUGUUGUGCGGCAAUGCUCCAGUGGGAUUCCCUCCCGGGUCAUCCUCAGAGCCCAACUUGCAGCAUGCAACCAGCCCCUCCCGAUGGGAAUCAGAGGAUCCCAGAGUGUGAAGGAACCCACAGAAGGGCCACCCUGCCCGGCCCCCUCCUUUCUUUCUUUCAUGCAGGAAGGGAGGAGAAACACCACGAAAGCAGCCCCGACAGAUGGCCACCCAACCACUGCUUAAGAACCUCCAAAGAAGGAGCCUCCCACCACUGAGCAGCCCUUCCUGAGGUUCAGGUGGAUCUCCUUCCCUGUCCUUGGAACCCACGGCUCCGCUGAGGCCUCGUCUCCAGGGCAGCAGAAAGGAAGCCCCCUCCCUCUUCCUUGGGGCCUCCUUCCCCACGUUCACACAUGGCUCCUCUCCAGCCCCCUCCUCUCGGUCUUCUUUUCCGGGGACUCAACAGACCCCGCUUCUCUUUCAGCCAGAGGUUCUCAACCUUCCUGAUGCCACGACCCCUUAAUACAGUAGUUCCUCAUCUUGUGGUGAGCCCCAACCAUAACAUUAUUUUCGUUGCCCCUUCAUGAAUGUCAUUUUGCUACUGUUGUGAAUCGUAAUGUAAAUAUCUGAUAUGCAGGAUGUAUUCUCAUUCACUGGACCAAAUAUGGCACAAAUACCCAAAGCGCUCAAAUUUGAAUACUGGUGGGGUUGCGGGUGUGGGAUUGAUUUUGUCAUUUGGGAGUCGUAGUUGCUGGGAUUUAUAGUUCACCUACAAUCAAAGAGCAUUCUGAACUCCACCAACUAUGGAGUUGGACCAAACUUGGCACACAGAACUCCCAUGACCAACAGGAAAUGCUGGAAGGGUUUGGUGGGCCUUGACCUUGCGUUUGGGAGUUGUAGUUCACCUGCAUCCAGAGAACAUUGUCGAUUCCAAAUAAUGAUGGAUCUGGACACCCUGGAAGUGUCUCCUGAUGUGAGGGAAUGGGCCGCCUGCCUGCAAGGAGGGUGCCCAGGGGAGGGUGUCCGGAUGUUGGAUAUGAGACCUUCCGGAGUAAAGGAGGGAGGGAGACGUCUCUGUGCAUGGCCCCAGGAAUCGGGGGUGGAGCUGGAUCGGACAUAUAAUAUUAUAAUAAUGACAUACAAUAAUAAUAAUAAUAAUAAUGUUAUAAUAUGGUAUUAUAACUGAUAUAAUGUAAUAAUAGUAAUAAUAUAAACUGUUCUCUCUCUUCCUUCCUGCAGAUAGAUAUUGGGUUGUGUCUCUGUUUAUCAUCUUAUUUAAACCCCAGUCUCUCAUUUCCAUUCUCCCUCUUUUUUAGAAACUCUUCCGUCUUAAUUCUUUUAAAACAUUUAUUGCGGAAUUUUCUAAUGUUAAUACUGGUGUUAAAGGAGAUAAUAAUAAUCCCUGGCCUGAGUUUUAUUUUGUGUCAUUUCCAAAAUGUUUUUAAUAACUAACUGGGGCUGGUUACAAGGACCAUCCCGUGCCCCUAUGAAGACAGCUCCACUGGCUUCCAACAAGUUUCCGUGCCCAAUUCAAGGUGCAGGUGGUUACCUAGAAAGCCCUAUACACUUGGGGUCCAACCUCUCUUCAGGACCACAUCUCCUUUUAUGAACGGUCGCGAACUUUAAGAUCUGCCAGGGAGGCCCUCCUCUCGGUCUGCCACUGUCUCAAGUAGGGUUGGUGGGGACGAGAGCGAGAGAGAGACUGCGAUGGGGGGGGGGGCUUCCUUCUCGGUGGUGGCCCCGUGGCUUUGGAAUGCCCUCCUGAAGGAGAUCAGGUUCCCCUUCUCUUCAAGCUUUCUGGGCACAACUGAAAACACGGUUUUUUGAACAAGCCUUUGGACCAGGAUGAGCACCUUCCUCACUCAACCUGAGGCCUUAGGGAUGGAUUCUGUUAGUACUUUAUGGACUGAGACAGUUCACAGCCUGUUGUGCCGCAGCUUUGCUGCAGUGUUGAAUUUUAAUCAGUUGGGUUGUAUGUUAUUCAAUGGAAUUAUUGCUUUGCAAUCUUUUUCUUCUUCCUGGCUUGCAAGAGGCUCUCACUCACUCUUCUUUCACUUUUGAAAACAUUCUCUUCUUGUCUCUCUCUCUCUUAAAAAAUAAGAUCACUCCAGCCUGGGAGGAGAAGCGGAGAAGGGAUGUUUUGGAAAAGACAACACACUGUAGUCUCCAGGCUCCACUGCCUGGCUUGACCUUGACCCGAUUAUAAGCCUGGGGAGGCUUUUUCAGCUCAUAAAUAAAAAACUCGGCUUAUCUUCGAGUAUAUACGGACGUGAGAGUUCUCUGGAGCCACCCCUGCCGUGAUGGGAAACGAACCAGCACUACAAACCAGCAGUAGAUAUUAAGGCAUUCGGAAACCAAAGUGCAGUAAAGAAAACCAGUCCUCUAGGAAAAGGGAUUCCUCUCGAGGGGCUGAUCCUGCUGAAUUCCUACAUUCACUUUGGAUUGUAGAGUAGAACCAUAGAGUCGGAAGAGACUGCAUGAGGCACCCAGUCCAGGCCUCUGCCGUGCAAGGAAAGUGCAAAGUACCCCUGACAGAUGUGCAUCUGGCCUCUGGUUAAAGGAUUCCAGAGGAGCCUCCACUACAUUUUGAGGCAGAGAGUUUCACUGCCGAACAGCUCUUACAGUCAGGAAGUUCUUAAUGUUUAGAUGGAAUCUACUUUCCUGUUAAUUGAACCUACUGCUGUGAGUGAUCAGAAAGGGAAAAACAAUCAAGUGUCCAUAUUGGAAUUAAAUGUACAUAGCACUGUUGACAUGGAGGAGAAAGCAUAUAAAUGUAUCGAAUGUGGAAAGAGCUUUAGUCAGCAUGGAAACAUGAAGAGACAUCAAAGGAUUCACACUGGGGAGAAACCCUAUAACUGCCUGGAGUGUGGACAGAGCUUCACUCAGAAGGGACAGUUACAUUCACAUCAAAGGACUCACACUGGGGAGAAACCCUAUAACUGCCUGGAGUGUGGACAGAACUUCACCCAUAGUUCAGGCCUACGUUCACAUCAAAGGAUUCACACUGGGGAGAAACCCUAUAACUGCCUGGAGUGUGGACAGAGCUUCACUCAGAAGGGACAGUUACAUUCACAUCAAAGGACUCACACUGGGGAGAAACCCUAUACAUGCCUGGAGUGUGGACAGAACUUCACCCAUAGUUCAGGCCUACGUUCACAUCAAAGGAUUCACACUGGGGAGAAACCCUAUAACUGCCUGGAGUGUGGACAGAGCUUUACUCGGAAGGGACACUUACAUUCACAUCAAAGGACUCACACUGGGGAGAAACCCUAUAACUGCCUGGAGUGUGGACAGAGCUUCACUCAGAAGGGAAGCUUACAUUCACAUCAAAGGAUUCACACUGGGGAGAAACCCUAUACAUGCCUGAAGUGUGGACAGAACUUCACCUAUAGUUCAGGCCUACGUUCACAUCAAAGGAUUCACACUGGGGAGAAACCCUAUAACUGCCUAGAGUGUGGACAGAGCUUUGCUCAGAAGGGAAGCUUACAUACACAUCAAAGGACUCACACUGGGGAGAAACCCUAUAACUGCCUGGAGUGUGGACAGAGCUUUGCUCGUAGUUCAGGUCUACGUUCACAUCAAAGGACUCACACUGGGGAGAAACCCUAUAAAUGCCUGGAGUGUGGACAAAGCUUCACUCGUAGUUCAGGACUACGUUCACAUCAAAGGACUCACACUGGGGAGAAACCCUAUAACUGCCUGGAGUGUGGACAGAGCUUCACUCAUAGUUCAGCACUAUGUAGACAUCAAAGGACUCACACUGGGGAGAAACCCUAUAACUGCCUGGAGUGUGGACAGAGCUUUACUCAUAGAUCAGGCCUACGAUCACAUGAAAGGACUCACACUGGGGAGAAACCCUAUAAAUGCCUGGAGUGUGGACAGAGCUUCACUCAUAGUUCAGGUCUACGUUCACAUCAAAGGACUCACACUGGGGAGAAACCCUAUAACUGCCUGGAGUGUGGACAGAGCUUCACUCAUAGUUCAGCACUAUGUAGACAUCAAAGGACUCACACUGGGGAGAAACCCUAUAACUGCCUGGAGUGUGGACAGAGCUUUACUCAUAGAUCAGGCCUACGAUCACAUGAAAGGACUCACACUGGAGAGAAACCGUAUAACUGCCUGGAGUGUGGACAGAGCUUCACUCAUAGUUCAGGUCUACGUUCACAUCAAAGGACUCACACUGGAGAGAAACCGUAUAACUGCCUGGAGUGUGGACAGAGCUUCACUCAUAGUUCAAGCUUACGUAGACAUCAAAGGACUCACACUGGGGGGAAACCCUAUAAAUGCCUGGAGUGUGGACAGAGCUUCACUCAUAGUUCAGGCUUACAUAGACAUCAAAGGACUCACACUGGGAAGAAACCCUAUAACUGCCUGGAGUGUGGACAGAGCUUCACUCAUAGUUCAGGUCUACGUUCACAUCAACGGACUUACACUGGGGAGAAACCAUAGAAAUGCAUGGAGUGUGGACAGAGCUUUUCACGGAGUAAGUUUAUACAUAAACAUCAUAAAAUUCACCCUGAAGAUAAUGGUGUUAAUUGACCCCAGAGUGUCAUUCUAACAUGUACAAAAGCAACUCUAACACAUUUUGGAAAUGCAAGCUCAAAGUUGGAACAUUUCAUCACAUGUGGUGUAUUGUAGGAAGAUUGAACUAAUAUACGUUCCAUUCUGGAAGGAAACAAGGUUAAAUGAAACUAGAGUUUUAUCUGUUGAGAAUGUUGGAUGAUCAGUCAGAAUGAAAACAUGGGUAGUUACUGCGAGAUACUAAAGUAAGAAUUGACAGGGAUAGAAGGAAUGUUUUAUUCCAAAGCAAAAAUAAUGGCUUAUGAAGAUCUGCAAAUUAGCCAAAACGAACAAACUGACAACAAUGUGGGCAAAUGUCAGUUGUAAUAUCUAUUAAUUGGAAGAGUGUUAUCAGAAAUAGAAGUGUUGUUAUAUUAUAUUAUCUAAAGGGAGAAGAAUAAUGAGAGAUAAAAAUUAACAGAUCGAAUGAGGCCUUUAGGCAUGUAUCCCUGUCUGAUUUCUAGUUCAGUUGUGUGUUUAUGUAGGUAAUUGUUUUGCUAGUAUGUUUGUUUCUGAUUUAGUUUUGUAUCUCUUGUAGUUAGUUUCAUGUUCAGUUGAAGCAUUAUAUAUAAUUUCUGCAUUUUUUGUAUUGUUGCUUUUAAUUGUUUUUAUUUGCCUGUGUAGAUAAAGGAGUACUCAUGUGCAGUGCUUGAGUGCACACACUCAAAAAGUAUGGCUGUGGCCCUCACACAACAGAGGAUUGGCUAGGCUUUGAUGAUGCAAGGCUAUUCAGUACUAUUCAUGCUGGCCAACAAGGGAUUCCCUUAGGUAGGAAGCAGCCAGGCAAGUGGGGUUUAUAUCCCUGUGGAAUAAUCUCCAGGGUGGGAGAAAGAACUCUUGUCUGUUGGAGGGAAGUAUGAAUGCUGCAAUUAGCCAGAAUGAUUAGCAUGUAAUGGCCUUUCAGCUUCAAAGCCUGGCUGCUUCCUCCCUGGGGGAAUCCUUUGUUGGGAGGUGUUAGCUGGCCCUGGUUAUUUCAUGUCUGGAAUUCCCCUGUUUUCAGAGUAUUGCUCUUUAUUUACUGUCCCAAUUUUAGAGAUUAUAUUGUUCUGUAUUAUUAUACCACAGUAAUUAUUAUAUAUUAUGUUUAUAAUCUUAACGUUAUUUGAUUAGAACUGGAUUAUAUGUGGCCCCUUCUACACAGCUGCAUAAAAUCCACACUGAAGUGGAUUAUAUGGCAGUGUGGAAUCAAGAUAAUCCAGUUCAAAGCAGAUGCUGUGGAUUAUGUGCCUCUGGGUUAUAUAUCUGUGUGGAAGGGCCUUGAGUCUACACUGCCAUAUAAUCCAGUUCAAAUCAGAUAAUCGGUAUUCUAUAGGCAGUGUGGAAGAGGCCUAAGUGAACUCUGUUAGGGAGUGAAUAUAGCGGAACCAGCAGCAUCCAGUUAACACCAUGUGCAAAGAAACUCACACCAGGCAGAGGAAUUGAAAGAACAAAGGAACUUUACUCUUGCUUGUUGAGUGGAAAUAUAAAACAGUUCUGCAAUCGUACAAUGUCCAUGUAGUUGCAUAAGAUCAAUAACUAAUCAAUCAGCAUUCAAUAUAUCCAGCAUAGCAUAUUCAAACUGCUACUUGACCGUAGCUGGAGAGCAUGUCUUUUCUGUGCUCUCCCUGGAAGCCCAGAUUCCCAGCUGACAAACCCAGCUAUCUGCCAGCAAACAGAUACAUUGUUUGAGGCAUGGCUUGCCUCUGCAAAAAGCUGAGCUCCCCUUUUGCAGAGAUCUUUUGCAAACAACUUUGCAAGGAUUUCUUUACACACACACACACAUAGCAAUUUGGCACAAUAAACUCUACCUGUCCCCGAGGCGCCAUUGUGAGUUGCUAUGACAUGAAGGGGGUGGGGCCUGAAGGGGCGGGGCCUAACCUUCUGACUGGCAGCCAGGGAGAGAGCGGCUCUUCCUCCUCCCUCCUCCCUCCCUCUGCUUUCUUAUUGGAUGUCUAUGUGUUCCUGUGUGCAAGGAAGGAGAGAAGCCCCUCCAAGAACAGCCCUGGCAGCUGCCUCUCUCUCUACCUGCUCUUCUCUGCAUGCUGGGCUCCCCCGUUAGCUGUAAACACAGUCACCCUCCUCAGGGCAAGGGCGGAGAGUGAAGGGAGGGGGGCAAGUGAAAAACAGAUAUAGGUUUUUCAGGGGGGAGGGUUGAGUGAAGGACAUACCUGGGAUGGUUUGGUGUAUUGUGGCCAAACUUGGUGUGAUCUGGCCCAGUGGUUUUGUUGUUAACUUGGUCCUAGUUAUACACAUUACAUUUUUUAUAUAUAGAUAAUUAUCCUGUGUCCUGUUUGGGAACCUCGCCACUUCCCAGGUGAGGCCUCGGAUCCAAAAGGUUCCAAGCGCUGACAAAGAACAGAUGCCAGCCAUAAAACCUCAAUUACCCUAUGGUAUGUGUGAGCCCCUAUAUAAAUGGGCUACAGAGAAGAUUCUGGUAUUCUGUACAAUAAAAAUCUGUUGGAAUCUG
Anolis carolinensis (green anole) is the source of this 7893-nucleotide messenger RNA. Its product is annotated as oocyte zinc finger protein XlCOF6-like. Gene Ontology annotation, biological process: regulation of transcription by RNA polymerase II. NCBI's taxonomy places the organism in Eukaryota, Metazoa, Chordata, Lepidosauria, Squamata, Anolidae. Gene Ontology annotation, molecular function: DNA-binding transcription factor activity, RNA polymerase II-specific; RNA polymerase II cis-regulatory region sequence-specific DNA binding. Gene Ontology annotation, cellular component: nucleus. Bases 3534 to 5336 code for a protein of 600 amino acids. The transcript is spliced from 2 exons. The record is from RefSeq and is a predicted model, not a curated record.